Molecule: messenger RNA, 2112 nt
Organism: Alosa sapidissima (American shad)
Lineage: Eukaryota; Metazoa; Chordata; Actinopteri; Clupeiformes; Clupeidae
Product: stabilizer of axonemal microtubules 1-like
Exons: 4
Coding region: 785-1942 (385 amino acids)
Biological process (GO): microtubule anchoring
Cellular component (GO): cytoskeleton
Molecular function (GO): microtubule binding
Source: RefSeq, a predicted model, not a curated record
GAACAGGCAGAUGGACACAGCGUGACUUCCUCUGACUGUUCCGUACAUACUGUGGACAGCUUAUCUCAUAGGAUCAUCUCCCAGUGCAUCACACGGUAUUAUCUUUGCACAUGUCGCAGCUGGUAAUAAUUUCACUAAUUUGUGCAAGGCUUGGUGUAGGUUCGUUACCGAGAAUACUCUACGGAGAAGUCUUCAGGAGAUGCACGCGCAACUGCGCCGCCUCCCUCUCGCUUGAUAGGCAGUGACCUAUAACAGCUGACGUUAUUCUUUCUAUUUCUAUUUAUACUUGCUCUGGUUUAUUUAUUUAUUUACCCUACUUAAUCCUUGAUGGAUCAAAACCGUUGCAGCCGUUUGCCCAUCAUACCCGGAGCGGAGGCUUGCGCUCGCUCUUCUGGCCCUCUCUACGCAGAGAGUGAAUAAUCCACUGCACGGGUGCUUAUUUUUAGACACCAUCCCAGCUCCUGCGCGCGCCCCUUGUUCUUCACUCUUGCCAUUCGUGCUCUUCUGGUCAAUUAUUUAAACCGUACGAAGGGAAAAUAAUGCCUAAGCACAGGACACGCUGCUUCUGACGGAUAGGAUACCCGGCGCAAGCAGCGCAUCUGACUGAUAGAACUGUAAAGGAAGGAAGCACCGCUGCUGUCCAGUGGAACCGGGCCCGGUGGCCUGUGAGGCGCACCCAGCUGACCCCAUCUCUGAGUACAAGGAGAAGUUUAUAGCGCACAUCAACGCGGAGGUACGGCCGGCUAUACGCCUCCACGAUGAGUACCAUCCGCCAGAGGGCAAAAUGUCCAGUAUGACCACCUUCAGGUUAGAUUACGUGCCUCACCCCGUGAUUCCCAGAGAGCCGAGAGUCCAGUGUGCGUACGUCCCCCCUGAGGGGUCCAUGAAGAUGACCACCACCUACACCGAGGACUUCCACCGACACGCCGUGCAGUGCCACAGGGUCAGCAAGGUCGACGACUACCAUCCCUCAAUGGCAAAGAUGGACACCCUGUCCACUUACAAGGAUGAGUUCCGUACAUGGCCUCCUCAGAGGAGGCAGCCAUACCGUGUAACAGACAACCUGACUCUCAACGCGGGCAAGUUCUGUGGCACCUCCACCUUCAAGGACAACUUCCGCCCCGUCGUUGGCAUCGUAGCACGUCAGCCCUGCAAGCCGCCAGCGUCCUCUUUUGAGCCGCAAAUGCGUGUGCCCUUCAACGGCGUCACCAACUACCGUCUGCAGUACAUUCCCCAUCCAGUGGAGGCGCUAAAGAGGCCCUCCAGCGCGCCCUUGAGGGCAUCCUCCUCUCAGCGGCUGAAGGACCAAAUCCCGCCAACCGUACGCUGGAACACAGAGUUCCGCGAGAAGUACCAGGCGUGGCCGCUGGGCGCUAGGCAACCGCAGCACCAUGCCGACGAGUACGAACCCCCAGCUGGUCACAUGACCUUCGACAGCACCACCCGCACGGACUACGUCCGCCACAAUUGCCCUCCGCCGCCAACGCGGCCCGGUCGCCCGGUCAUCCAGGCAUGGGUGGACGAGAAGGAGAAGGACGCCCAGCAGGAGGAGCUCCGAGGCCGGCCGGCUGAGCGGCAAGCUCUGGGAAAGCCCACCACCACCACCUACCGCUCCCAGUACACCCCCAAGACGGCGCCCAAGCCCGUCUGCUUCCGACCCCCCGAGCCCGGCCCAAAGCCCCGCGUCAGCGUUGCCCGGCCAGCAGAGGGUACAAGUGUCCACCCUGAGGUGCCCGUGUGCCCAGCCAGCUACGCCCACCCGCCAGGCUUCCAGGACACGCGCAUGACGCACAGAGGCCACAGGCUGUACCGGACCAUCUCGCUAGCGGAGGGUGGCGGAGCGAAGGACGUUGCUGUGGUGAGCAGCGGCCAAUCGCCUCGCGGCCACAGCGUGGAGAGGAAGAGUGUGGUAGUUGACGGCCGAGGCAGGGGACAACACUAGAAGCCCUACGUUCUUCGUGAAGACCACACACACACACCUGACCACACCAAAGGCAUUCUUAUUUUUAUAAUCAGAGAUUUCUAUACGGAUCGCAAGUCUCUAUUCACCAUGUGCACCAAACAUUUUUGGAAAAAAAAAAAAAAACUAAAUAAAAUGAAUAUUUGACUGUU